UCUCCUUUUCCCCUCCCCAACCCCCGGUAGAGGCGCGACUGCUACCCGGGAAGGGGGCUCACUCCGAGUUGCGCGGGGAGGUAAUUUACUCAGAACAAGGGGCCGCCUUUAGGAAGUAUAAAUAGUGAGACUUCAAGCGCAGCGUCGCUAUCAGAUCUGAACUCUCCGCAGGAAGAAUUGUCAAAGAUCUUAACAUUGAACAAGCGCGCUCCGGCAGGGAAGCAUCAGUUCCCAUUUCCCUCCGGCGGCCCCCGCCCCUUUUCUUCUCCUCCUCCUCCUCCCUCUCCUCCUCCUCACCCUUCUCCCCCUCCUCCUCUUCUUCCUCCUCCUCCUCUUCUUACUUCUUUUGCUCCUACUUCUCCUCCUCUUUCUUCCUUCUUCUCCUCUUUUUCUUCUUCUUCCUCCUCCUCUCUCUCCUCCCCCACCUCCUGUCCCAUUGAUGUGUUAUUAUUGGGGGGGCUGGAGCAGUAAAAAAAGGAGGAGGAAAAAAAGAGCGGGGCUCGGCUGGCAGAGGUUGAGCGCCGGGCUGACGUGCGGCGGCGAUGGAAGAACUUACGGCGUUCGUCUCCAAGUCUUUUGACCAGAAAGUGAAGGAGAAGAAGGAGGCGAUCACGUACCGGGAGGUGCUGGAGAGCGGGCCGCUGCGCGGGGCCAAGGAGCCGACCGGCUGCACCGAGGCCGGCCGCGACGACCGCAGCAGCCCGGCAGUCCGGGCGGCCGGCGGAGGCGGCGGCGGAGGAGGCGGAGGCGGAGGCGGAGGAGGCGGAGGAGGUGUAGGAGGAGGAGGAGCAGGCGGAGGAGCUGGAGGAGGGCGCUCUCCCGUCCGGGAGCUGGACAUGGGCGCUGCCGAGAGAAGCAGGGAGCCGGGCAGCCCGCGACUGACGGAGGUGUCCCCGGAGCUGAAAGAUCGCAAAGAGGAUGCGAAAGGGAUGGAGGACGAAGGCCAGACCAAAAUCAAGCAGAGGCGAAGUCGGACCAAUUUCACCCUGGAACAACUCAAUGAGCUGGAGAGGCUUUUUGACGAGACCCACUAUCCCGACGCCUUCAUGCGAGAGGAACUGAGCCAGCGACUGGGCCUGUCGGAGGCCCGAGUGCAGGUUUGGUUUCAAAAUCGAAGAGCUAAAUGUAGAAAACAAGAAAAUCAACUCCAUAAAGGUGUUCUCAUAGGGGCCGCCAGCCAGUUUGAAGCCUGUAGAGUCGCACCCUAUGUCAACGUAGGUGCUUUAAGGAUGCCAUUUCAGCAGGUUCAGGCGCAGCUGCAGCUGGACAGCGCUGUGGCGCACGCGCACCACCACCUGCAUCCGCACCUGGCCGCGCACGCGCCCUACAUGAUGUUCCCAGCGCCGCCCUUCGGACUGCCGCUCGCCACGCUGGCCGCGGAUUCGGCUUCCGCCGCCUCGGUAGUCGCGGCGGCAGCAGCCGCCAAGACCACCAGCAAGAACUCCAGCAUCGCCGAUCUCAGACUGAAAGCCAAAAAGCACGCCGCAGCCUUGGGUCUGUGAUGCCAACGCCAGCACCAAUGUCGCGCCUCCUCCGCGGCACUCAGCCUACACGCCCUCCGCGCCCCGCUGCUUCUCCGUUACCCCUUUCAGACUUCAAGAGCCGGCCCUCUUUCCUCCUCACUGACCAUCCCUUGUUCCCUUUCGCAUCCUGGACUCGGAAAGGCAGACUCCACGCAGGACCAGGGAUCUCACGAGGCACCCAGGCGCUGUGGCUCCUGCCCGUUUUCCUACCCGAGGGCCUAGAAUUCGGUUUUGUAGGAGCGGGUUUGGGGGAGUCAGGAGAGAGACUGGACAGGGGAGUGCUGGAACCGCGGAGUUUGGCUCACCGCAAAGCAGCAACGAUGGACUCUUGCAUAGAAAAAAAAAAUCUUGUUAACAAAAAAAUGAGCAAACAAAAACAUUGAAAGACCGGAGAGAAAAAGAGAAAGGGAACUUAUUACUAUUUGGCAGAAGCUGAAAUUGGAGAACCAAGGAGCAAAAACAAAUUUUAAAAUUAAAGUAUUUUAUACAUUUUAAAAUAUGGAAAAACAACCCAGACGAAUCUCGAGAGAAUGUGGGGGAGUUACCAACUUAAAUGUGUGUUUUUAAAAAUGCGCUAAGAAGGCAAAGCAGAAAGAAGAGGUAUACUUAUUUGAAAAACUAAGAUGAAAAAAGUGCGCAGCUGGGAAGUUCACAGGUUUUGAAACUGACCUUUUUCUGCGAAGUUCACGUUAAUACGAGAAAUUUGAUAAGAGAGGCGGGCCUCCUUUUACGUUGAAUCAGAUGCUUUGAGUUUAAACCCACCAUGUAUGGGAGAGCAAGAAAAGAGAAAAUAUUAAAACGAGGAGAGAAAAAAAUAAUAUUAACACAAAAAGAUGCCACAGACAAUGAUUUCUCUGAGAAAUUAUUAUGGCAAAACUGUCCGGACUGCUGACAGUAAAUUCCGGUUUGCAUGUUACUUGUAUUCCAUUGAUGGUGUGUCUCCUCCCACCCCCUUAUCUCCCAUGCACUCACUCCAUUUUCAUCUUCACUAUGAAAAACAAUACCAAAAGCGUCUGGAAAUUGAUACCUAUAUCCAUAUAUAUAUAUAUAUAUAUAUAUAUUUGCCCUGUCUUCGAUCCUGGGGAACAAAAGAAAAAAGUCAGAAAGGGAAAAAAUUACACUCAUUGUCCUAAGAAGACAGAGGUGGGCAGAACAUGUGGGGAAAGGAAAAAGAAAACAAGACCACCAAAUGAAAUAAUGAAGGUGCAGCGCCUUGCUGUGCCAGACACAGUAGGCGCUCAAUGAAUGUUAGUUCCCACCAUUCCCCUUUUCUUGUGUUCCUUCUUGUUGGUUUCCGGAAGUCCUAUUUGAAGACAGUGUUUAUUUCCCCCUCUCUAUCCCGUCAAAUUCACCUUAAAUAACACCCAGCUAGAUACAGGCACUAGGUUUGUGUAAGAUAUGUUGAUACACACGAACAAAGUUUAUUUUGGCUAUAAUGUGUGGACUGACUUUCAACAUUUGCAUUUUAUCUCACAAAGGUGUAUCUAUUCAAGUAACUUUUUUUGUUUUUUGUUUUUUUGUUUUUUUUGGUUGUUUGUUUCAAUUCAUGUAGCUGUUUAAACUGGGAUACUUUGGACUAAGCCAAUCUGUAUCCCAAUUCGCUGGCAAGCCUAAGUUUGUGGGGUUUUGUUUUUGUUUUUAUUUUACCUUCUAAUUUACAAGAAAGAGGAAAAGCUCUUCUAACUGAACUUUGGUAUGCGGUUGAGCUUUGUAACUAUUUGUUCUCCAUGAAAACAAAAUUAUUUAUAUUUGACAUAUUUUUUCUAGUGUAUUAAGUUAUUUUAAACAAAAGAUGUUAUCUCAUGACAUGUUGUCAGUACAAAAUGUGUCGCCUCCACUUCUGUUAAACCUUUUAAAUAAGUGCCAAGUUAUAAUUGAAGACACUUUGCGAUCAAUUGAAUGAAAAUAUCGUUUCAUUUGAUGGGGUUCGUGUCAUCUUUGUUCCUGUUACUAUUAAAAUAUCCGGGAUAGUC
Molecule: messenger RNA, 3496 nt
Organism: Chlorocebus sabaeus (green monkey)
Lineage: Eukaryota; Metazoa; Chordata; Mammalia; Primates; Cercopithecidae
Gene: SHOX2
Product: SHOX homeobox 2
Biological process (GO): regulation of transcription by RNA polymerase II
Cellular component (GO): nucleus
Molecular function (GO): DNA-binding transcription factor activity, RNA polymerase II-specific; sequence-specific double-stranded DNA binding
Source: RefSeq, a predicted model, not a curated record